AUCCGCUCAAUUCAAAUUCGCUACUCGCAUCAAAUUUUCGCAAACACUUUCCAAAUUUUCUCGGGAGCCAAACCGCGGCGGUAGCUUCACAUCAAGCUGAAGAAGGCAAUCUCUCUCUCUCUCUCCCUCUCCCUCUCUGUUUCAAGUUAAGUUUUCCAGUAGCUACUCUAGCCUUCCAGUAAAGCGUUAGUUCUUCGUGGAAUUGUAUGAUUGCGUAGCUUUAUUUUCUCAAUUUCUCUAGAUCAAUCUGAAUCUAGGUGAAUGAAUCGCAGAUUCUCUUUCUCUCUGAACUCGGAUGUUAGGCUCGCCGCCGGUAGAGAGUUUUAGUUAGCUUUCUUGUGCGAUUUCCUUAGUUGCGUUUCUCUAUUCUGAAUGCGGUUCCGUCGUUCAUCCUCGGGAUCUAUCGGAGUCUCAUCGAAGAAUUCGAUUUUCUAUUUCUCAGUGUUUAGAAGCGGAUUCUUGCUCUUUCAGGCGAAGCGUGUUGCCGUUGGCUGCUUCGUUCCUUUCUGUUAAAUACACUGACCGGAGACUAAUUCUGUGCUUUAUUUCUUGAUUCUUGUGCGAUUUCUUGGUUUCAUUUCACUAAUCUGAACGCGGUUCCGUUCGUUCAUCCUCGAGAUCUAUCUGAAUCUCAUUGACAGAAUUCGAAAUUCUAUUUCUACAAUCAUUUUAGGCGUUUAGAAGCGGAUCAGUCCUGUUUAGGUUUCUUGCUCUUUCAGGCGUUCGCCGCUUCGUUCCUUUCGGUAAAUCCAGCGAUCGGAGUUUAAUUCACCGUCCGGAGUAUAUUCUGAUAUCUUCAUUUUCUUGAAAAUCACCGGCCGGAGUCCAUUCUGUUCUGGAGCUCACCGGCCGGAGUCAAUUCUUCCAUCUUUGUUCACGGACCGGAGUGUAUUCAUACAGUUAUCUUUCUUUUUUGUCGUUUCUCGCUCAUCGACCGGAGUUGUAUUCUCCUCUUUUCCUUUUCAGAUGGCGGAAAAUGAUCUGGAAGUAGGCGUAGUGGAGAUAGAGGAGGAGCUGCCACUGCACCAGCCACUGCCACAGAUGGGGCAGCCACUGCCACAGAUGGGGCAGUGGCAGCCACUGCCGCAUCCACUGUGGCUGCAACAACUGUGGCUGAAACAACUGUGGCUGCAACGGAAGGGGGCGCAGCCACCGCCACAGAUGCUGCAGGUGCCACUGUGGCUGCAACAGAUGGGGCCGCAGCCACUGCCACUGAUACUGCCGAUGCUAGCCGGCGGACGCAGAGUUGCUGCUAAGGAACCAACCGGAAGGAAAUGGGGGGUUCCGACCAAGCUGAAGAGAGCUAGGUGUGACUGGGCGAUCAGCGGCAGGAAGCUGCAGAGUGCACGUUACGCCAAGGGUGGGCCGACGGGGAAGAAGAAUUUCUCCGCCGGCAUGUAUGAGGAGGAGAUGUAAUUGGGCUUGGGCGGACUUGUUUCUCUUUGGGUUGGGUUUAGUAUAUACAAGGUGGAAUGGGCCGUGAAAGUAAAUAAGCCCAAAAAAUGUAACCCAAACGAAACUAGACAGGAAGCCCGCCUGGGUAAAUAACACAGGGAAAUUGACUCUAUGAAAUGAAUGCACUCUGGUCCGUGAACAACAAAGGCAAUAUCAAAACUAACAACCUAAAACUUUUCGGAGCAAAGUGGUCAUUCCCAAAUACCUCAUAGUUGAGUCUAACAAAUGAAACUAACUUGGGUGAAUAGAAACUGACUAGAGUCGUAUUCCCCUAGGUUUUUUUUUUUCAGUUGACAACUCAAGUGUCGAUUACUAGUGUUUCGAAUCUCAAAUUAAUUAUCUAACAAUUAUACACAAGAUUAGCAAAUUAACACAAAAGAUAUUUUCGUGGUUGUUUGAAUUGAUUUUUCGCUCGAUGUUUCAACCCAAAUAAACUUAAUUUAGUUAACAAGUUUAUAAAUGAAUUUCAUCCCAUCGUAAUUUGUAAUAUUGAAUUCAGGCAUUUUCGUGCCAAUAAUUUCAUUCAGCUUCCAAUUAUUAAUCUAGGUUUUCACGUCAUAUUAGAUAAUUGAAAGGGUAUUUUAUGACGAACCCAUAAUUUAACCGUAGUUCAAUUAUUAGUACAGUUAAAUAUCACCUAUCAAUUUGGCCUACAAUAUUUGAUAUCUUAUACUUGAACUCCUGAUACUGCACGAUUUCAUGGACAAUGCAUCGAAGUCACUACUUACUAACAACCAUAAUGAUGAGAUCCAUAGCACUAUUGGGAGGAUCUUGCUUUGCAAUUUCCACUCUCAAUCGUGGGCCGGACGUAUGGACCAAAUUGUGGGCAAAAAUGCUUCGGAUUGGGCCCCUCAAAUGUGAAGCUUCUUCCUUGCUUGACUUUGGAGUCAACGCCACGCGGUUUCCAGGGAAGCUGCGUUUCAUUCAUGUUUUGGGCCGAAACGUGUCGUCUAGACCAAUAAUAAUAACAGCAAACAGAGAAAAUAAGAGAAACCGUCCAAAGUCCACAUCUACGUAUUUUUGGGGCCAGCCAUUGGAAGAAGAUGAUCUACAAACGUCUAUUCAUCAGUCCCUCUGUGGUGGCUAAGUCUGGUUCAAUGUUCAUGGCUUCUUCAUUUAACACUCUAACCACAUGUUCAGUCCCUCCAACGUGCAUUGCUCCUUCCCCGGUGUCACCUGCAACUCGGACUCACGGGUGGUGGCACUCGAUAUCUCGGGCUCGGUAUCUCUACGGUCCGAUCCCGGGCGACAUUGGGCUUCUAACCCACCUGGUUAACCUAACCAUUGUUUAUGCUGGGGUCACCGCACCACUCCCCGCUGAGAUGGCAAACCUUGAGAAACUUUCUACUAGACAGAGAAAGCGAUAGGAGCAGAAUUGGGGAAGAUGCUCGUUGUGAGCUAUUUCCAUUUGACAGCAGCAAAUAUACAGGGGAUUACUUA
Molecule: messenger RNA, 2895 nt
Organism: Linum trigynum
Lineage: Eukaryota; Viridiplantae; Streptophyta; Magnoliopsida; Malpighiales; Linaceae
Source: the annotation of a GenBank genome assembly